Molecule: messenger RNA, 1242 nt
Organism: Oldenlandia corymbosa var. corymbosa
Lineage: Eukaryota; Viridiplantae; Streptophyta; Magnoliopsida; Gentianales; Rubiaceae
Source: the annotation of a GenBank genome assembly
AUGAAGAGCAUGAAAGGGAAGCUACUGAAGAAAUUGAAGACAAUUAAAACAAUUGGGUAUCUGAAGCCUGAGAGGAUUCUUCUCGCCAAUGCUGCAGAUGGGUUCGUUCCUAGUUCUCCGCCCAAUUCUAAUGUCAGAGCUAACAACCACUCUGUUUCCAUUUCAGAAGAGCCCAAGAAGAUUGUUCUUCAUUGUGUUCAACCUCAAGAACCUGAGAUUAUUGAUGUUUCUGAGCUAAUGAAAGAUCUUGAAGAUCAAGAACUGGUGCUCUCCGGCGAUUUCAACGACAAGGAGAACAUUAGGCCAAAAACAGUGGCUAAAGAUUCAGUCUUUCCGAAGGGGGAUUUGGAGAAGUCAAGCCCAUUGAUGCGGAGAGGUGAAUUUAACGACAAGGAGAAUAUUAGUGUAAAUGCAAUGGGUAAAGAUUCGGCCUUUCUGAAAGGGAGUUUGGAGAACUCGAGUCCAUUAAUGAAGAAGAAAGAGGUUUCCCAGGGGAAAGAAAGGAAGGACAGCAGUACUGAAAAGAAAGUUUCCCCUUUGGGAGAGAUUAAGUUAUUGAAGUUCAGGAAGCCAGAUUUGGAAUCUGGGACCCUUUUUGAUCCCAGUCUUCUUGAAGCAUUUGAGCAGGCCGUAUUGGAAGUCAAAGCCCAAGAAGCAGAGAGAAGAGCUGAAAUUGCAGAGAGGAACUACCAAGAUAGUAGUGAAAAAGAACAGCCUUUAGAAGUUCAGAACAAUGAGGAAUUCUCGAAUCCAUUGUUAGAGUUUGAAGAGAAGUGUCCCCCGGGAGGCAGUGAUUCAGUGAUUCUGUACACCACAGGGCUUAGAGGGAUUCGGAAAACCUUCGAAGACUGUUACAGUAUUCGAUCCCUAUUGAAAAACUUGCGGAUUUCGUUCUUCGAAAGGGAUAUUUCAAUGCAUUCAGGAUUUAAGGAAGAGUUAUGGGCAACUUUAGGAGGAAAACUGUUGCCUCCGAGGCUGUUCAUCAAGGGAAGAUAUAUUGGUGGAGCAGAUGAGGUUCUGACAUUGCACGAGCAAGGGAAAUUUAAGCCAUUGUUGGAAGGAAUUCCUUUAGAUUCAUCUGAUUUCCAGUGUGAAGCUUGUGAUGGAAUAAGAUUUAUCGUUUGUUUUAACUGCAAUGGGAGCCGGAAAAUCAUUCCUCAUGAUGGCAAUGGAAAUGGUGAGUCUGACGAAUGUCCACAUUGUAAUGAAAACGGCAUUCUCAUCUGCCCCAUGUGUUCUUAA